Messenger RNA from Paramisgurnus dabryanus, 1638 nucleotides. The record is from RefSeq and is a predicted model, not a curated record. Lineage: Eukaryota; Metazoa; Chordata; Actinopteri; Cypriniformes; Cobitidae.
UACUGAGCAGCAGUCUAGUGUUUUAUGCUGUGAUAAAGAGUUACAAAAGAUGAAGUCUGUCUUUAUUUAUCUGUUGUUGGUCAGUUGGUUAACUUUAGAGACAUGUCAAAAUAUGGAUGCAAAUGAUUUUGAAGGAAGUGGAAGUGGUGACUAUGUGCAUGUACCGGUGAAAAGAGUCUUGGUGCCUCCGAAUAUUACAGUGUACCAGCAGGUGGACGACAGAGAACAUGUGAUAGUGAUGUGCACACUUGAACGUUGGAUUCAUUGGUGGAGCUCUUGUGAGCUAUCUGUGAAAACUGAACAUAACUACACCCUGGAUCAAAUUAGAAGCCCAAUAGAUGAUGUGAAUUUAUUUGUGGUCACAGUGAACCCACCUGUUUCCUUUACCUGUAUGUGUAGGACUCAUUUUAAUAAAAAUAUCACAUACAGUGAGACUUACAUUUUCGAUCAAUCUGGCAACCUGAAUAUUCAAGUUCGUAAGGGCUCAGAUCAUCAUGAGGAAGGAGUAUCUUUAGUCUACAUAGGUUUUGUCUCUUUCAUCACUCUUGGCCUCAUCAUCAUGAUUGCUGCAGUGAUAUUGACCACCAUUAAGAGCAAUACUAAAGGAGCCUCGCCCAACAUCACAGUUAUCAACAAUGACUAUGAGGAUGCAUAAAUAAUCUUGUGGCUUUCUGAAGGAAGAAAAACUGAGAGAAAGGAGAAGUUAGAUUAAUAUGUUUGGCAUGGUUCAAGUUUUCUACAAGUACUUCAUUCACAACCAUUAACACGCAGAUUAAAAAGAUUACGUUGUUAAUCUCUUUUGAUAAAUGUAAAUUUGUGUACUGUAAAUGUAAUGUUACUGUUUCUGUUAGAUGAAAUGCUGAUGUUUGCAUGUGUUUACAGAUAAGAAAUUUCAUGUUAAGCAGCUUUUGAUGAAACAAAAUAAAAUACAAUUAAAAAUACAUCUGACUUUUACCAAGUUUGACCAAGCUUUUAAACCCUUCCAAAAUAAUUGUGUCAUUUAUUUAACCAGACGUUUUUAUAACUUGGAUUUACCUUGUCAAUUAAGAGAAAACACUUAACCAGCCAAUAACGCUUCCUUGAUGAGUUUUUAGGAUAAUCUAUGUUUUUGCUAUUAUGCACUAGGUGGCGCUCUUACCCAACUUAUAAAACACUGAAGCAUCCACUGAUCCAAAAACAGUAAAAACUCUGCAACCACAUAGCAGUGAGUUUUAAAAACACAAUUUUUUUUCUCUUAGUAAAUCGUGUGGUAUGUGUACGUGCUAUUGUUUAAUGGAAAAAAGCCUGUGGUUUUGUGAAUGCAGAUGAACCUUAAAUGUAGUUUCCAGACACAAAAAACCACAAACCAUGCUGCUGUUGACAGCAACACUUUAAAAGAAAGGAAAUAAAGUAACUUGAACAAAGAUUUUUAGUUGGUAUUACAAAUGUGUCAUUUUGUGUAUACUUUAGCCCUAAACAUGUUGCUAACAAAGAUUAUUUUGUUGACUGGACUUACUCAAGAUACUCAAGUGUUUGUCCACACACUUUUACGUUAAAAAAGGUUUGAAAGUUGCAUGUUAAAUGAUAUGAUUAAUAUUAAAUAUUAUUAGUGCUUUAGUGUUUGCUAACUUGUGCUGUUCUUGUUGUUAGUUAGUUGUA